CCUGCUCCUGCCACAAGAGGAGAUAUUUUGCCUCGCCUUCUCCUGGAGACUGCCUUACCUGUCGAAGCAUCUCAGACAUGCAGGAAGAAGGGACAUACAACUCACUCCAGUGGGAUAAUCCAACACCAAGCCCUUACCAGAAACAUCUGUCUUCCACCAAAUGUUCAGGAACAUGGUGUCUUCUGGUGGUGAUUUCAUGUAUUUUCUGCGUGGGCUCAGUAACAACCUCUGUUUUCCUGAGCAUCAAGUUGUUCCAGGUGUCCACUAUUGCAAUGAAGCAGCAAGAAAAACUCAUCCAUCAGGAGAGAACAAUGUGGAAUUUCACACGAUGGCAGAAAAACCAUAACCUUCAGAUGAAAUACUGUCAAACCUUGAUGCAAAACUCCUUCGUUUCAGCCCAUAACUGCAGCCCUUGUCCAAACAACUGGAUUCAGAAUGGUGGAAGUUGCUACCAUGUCUUUGAAAACUGGAAAAUCUGGCACACCAGUAAAGAGGACUGUUUGAAGGAGGGCUCUAAUCUUCUACAAAUAGACAGCAAAGAGGAAAUGGACUUUAUCACUGGCAGCCUGAGGAAGAUCAAAAGUGGCUAUGAUUACUGGGUGGGACUGUCUCAGGAUGGUCUCAGCAGAUCGUGGCUUUGGCAAGAUGGCUCCGCUCCUCCCCCUGACCUGUCACCAGUAAAGACACUCCAAUCAACUAACCAGCUUUGCGGAUAUCUCAAGGACAAGUCCCUGUCUUCCGCUAACUGCAGCAUUUGGAAAUAUUUUAUCUGUGAGAAGUAUGCAUUAUGAUCCUCUACCUGAACAAAAU
Messenger RNA from Acinonyx jubatus (cheetah), 810 nucleotides. It is a transcript of the gene CLEC9A, whose product is annotated as C-type lectin domain containing 9A. The coding region runs from base 78 to 791 and encodes 237 amino acids. The record is from RefSeq and is a predicted model, not a curated record. The transcript is spliced from 6 exons. Lineage: Eukaryota; Metazoa; Chordata; Mammalia; Carnivora; Felidae. Gene Ontology annotation, cellular component: cell surface; membrane. Gene Ontology annotation, biological process: receptor-mediated endocytosis.